AAGAGGAAGGAGACGUGUGGGUCUGAGGAAGUGGGAGUUUCUCCCCUCCUGAAAAUGUUACCGUGGUGGAUUUGGUAGAAAUUUGUCACCGGCGGUUCUUUUCCCUGCUCGGCUCAGUAGAAUACGGACCCUCUUUUGACUGCAUGGCUUGAAGAGCUCGCCGGUAUCCGGCAGGGCUCUGCAGAUUGGUAAAACCCUAAGAAACGGAGCAGGUUGUUCAUACUCUGAACCUGCCUUCUCAGCACUUGUUGGCUGGGCUAAGACUAUGGCUCCUAAAGAUAUAAUGACUAAUUCACAUGCCAAGUCCAUUCUUAAUGCAAUGAACUCUUUGCGAAAGAGUAACACACUCUGUGAUGUGACCUUGCGUGUGGAACAAAAAGACUUUCCAGCUCAUCGUAUUGUAUUAGCUGCUUGCAGUGACUACUUUUGUGCUAUGUUCACAAGCGAGCUUUCAGAGAAAGAUAAACCCUAUGUGGAUAUCCAAGGGCUAACAGCCUCAACUAUGGAAAUACUGCUGGAUUUUGUAUAUACAGAGACGGUCCAUGUGACGGUAGAAAAUGUUCAGGAGUUACUCCCUGCAGCCUGUUUACUUCAGCUGAAAGGAGUAAAGCAGGCUUGCUGUGAAUUUCUGGAAAGCCAGUUGGAUCCUUCUAACUGUUUGGGUAUUCGUGAUUUUGCUGAAACGCAUAAUUGUGUUGAUUUAAUGCUGGCAGCAGAGGUUUUUAGUCAGAAGCAUUUUCCAGAUGUAGUACAACAUGAAGAGUUUAUCCUCCUCAGUCAAGAAGAAGUGGAAAAACUCAUCAAGUGCGAUGAAAUUCAGGUCGCUUCUGAAGAGCCUGUCUUUGAAGCAGUUAUUAAUUGGGUGAAGCACUCAAAAAAGGAACGGGAAGCCUCUUUACCAGAGCUUUUGCAAUACGUGCGCAUGCCACUUCUAACUCCACGCUAUAUCACCGAUGUCAUAGAUACUGAGCCUUUUAUCCGAUGCAGUUUACAGUGCAGAGACCUUGUAGAUGAAGCUAAAAAGUUUCAUUUGAGACCUGAACUCCGGAGCCAAAUGCAAGGCCCCAGAACCCGAGCACGUCUUGGUGCCAAUGAAGUUCUCUUAGUAAUUGGGGGUUUUGGAAGUCAACAGUCUCCCAUUGAUGUGGUGGAGAAAUAUGACCCCAAAACACAAGAAUGGAGCUUCCUACCAAGCAUCAGCCGCAAAAGACGCUAUGUUGCAACAGUUUCCUUGCAUGACCGGAUAUAUGUGAUAGGUGGCUAUGACGGCCGUUCACGUUUGAGCUCUGUGGAAUGCUUAGAUUAUACUUCUGAUGAAGAUACCAUUUGGUACUCUGUAGCGCCAAUGAAUGUUCGACGGGGUCUAGCAGGGGCCACAACUCUAGGAGAUAUGAUCUAUGUUUCUGGAGGUUUUGAUGGAAGCAGACGCCAUACCAGUAUGGAAAGAUAUGAUCCAAAUAUUGAUCAGUGGAGUAUGUUGGGAGAUAUGCAGACAGCUCGUGAAGGUGCAGGACUGGUUGUGGCCAAUAAUAUUAUCUACUGCCUUGGUGGGUAUGAUGGUCUAAACAUCUUAAAUUCUGUGGAACGAUAUGAUUCCCAUACAGGGCAUUGGACAAAUGUGACUCCAAUGGCUACUAAACGCUCAGGAGCUGGAGUAGCCUUGCUGAAUGACCACAUAUAUGUGGUUGGAGGGUUUGAUGGAACAUCACAUCUCUCCUCUGUGGAAGCGUAUAACAUUCGUACAGACUCUUGGACAACAAUAACAAGCAUGACAACACCCCGCUGUUACGUGGGGGCAACAGUGCUCCGUGGAAGGCUUUAUGCCAUAGCUGGGUAUGAUGGAAACUCACUCCUGAGCAGUAUUGAAUGCUAUGAUCCUAUCAUCGACAACUGGGAAGUGGUGACAUCACUAGGAACCCAACGUUGUGAUGCUGGUGUUUGUGUGCUACGAGAGAAGUGACUUUAGGAAAGGCUUGGGAGAGCACUUCCAUGGAACAAUUACCAGAAAAAACAUUGACUGACUUGGAAUUAUUCAUCUUGUAGCUGUGAAUUAAGUCACUUUUAAUAUCCGGAUUAUGCUGCAAAACAUCAACAAAUCUACUGAUUCUGGUUUGAAGAAAAACCCAGACACAAUGCACUUUGACUUGACAAUGGAUGAACUGCAUGCUUAUGUAGACUAAGCUUGUAAAAAUGAAUUAUCAGAGCUGCAAGAACGUCUGCCUCCUGGUCUGCUGAAUAUCUAAAAUUAAGUUGGUCAUCUCAGUUGUCUCUAAUCAUCAGCACGUACUCAUUGAGUUUUGAGCACAUCCAAAGUUCAGUUUGUUCCUGAAUAUUUUCAUAUACCAAAUAUCCUGGUGAACAUCAUAUGAGCAGAUCAAACUUUUUUUGGAUAUUUUUUUCAGAUUCUGCACCAGCUUGCCCAUGUCCUUCUGGAAAGCAAUCAGGCACAACUGAUCUGUGAAAAUGAAAGAUUCUGUAUAUCGGUAUACGAACUUUACAUAUGCAAUACAUAAGGUGGGGCAAGAGGCAGACAUAGAGGAAAAUUAGCUACUGGGAUAUGCAGUCAUGUCUGCUGGGGAGAACAGUAGGCAAAGCAAGCAGACAGCGCUACAUCUUUAAAUAUUUUAAAAAAUACCAGAGGCUAGAAUCAAUAUGCACUAGAGAAAAAAAUUAUGUGCUAGUGCUUAAGCAACAACCAGGUUUAUGUUUACAUAUGACUUCUAAGCUACAAACUCUUGCCAGUAGCAGAACAAUGAAGGAUGUUCUUGGCAUCUUGAAUGCGGCAGUUAUUUAUAAAUAAUAUGUGCUUUUGAAGAAAACCUUUAUCCAAGGUACUUUUUAGGGAUUGGAUGUGCCCACGCACUAUGAGUUAUCACUUCAAAUCAUAAGACAUUCCCAAAGGUACAGUGAUCACUUUCAAGUUGCACUGCAAAUAAGGUUGAAAUGUGAUGCCUAUAAAGGGAUUGCAGUGUGUAUGUCCAGGAUGAAUGUCAGUACACAUUUUUUGCAUUUCAGUUUUGUUAUUCUGUAUUUCUGAUGCUUCAGCCAGAAAAGUUAACUUCCUUCUUAUCCACUAAGGAUUUUUGAAUAAUCAUCUCCAAAGCAAGCUGGAACUAUUGACUUGCUCAAGUCAUUCCUCUGUGGUGGCACCUAAGAUUCCCAGCUCCCUAUCUCCUUAAUAUGCCUCUGAUAUAUAAUGCAGCUUGUAUUAGAUACGUGAAGACAAGUCGCUUUGCUGGUGGAAACAUAACCCUGUGGAUAAUGCUCCCCCAUCCUCAAUUAUGUGCUGUGGCUUUCAGUGUGACCUUGGCAUUUUCUCCCAUAAAUCUACUGAGGCUUUGUGUGUGUUAUCCAAUCAGGAACCAAGGGAUGAAUGUAUUUAUUUUCUUGGGUGUGGGUGACUUCUUGUUUUGGGGAUGGGGGUACAAUAGACUAAUUAUGCACUUUCAAAUAACAUUGAUUUAAAAAUCCUGACCUAUCACACUAGUGUUUGAUUCCUUUCAUAUGUAUUUUUUAAU
Protobothrops mucrosquamatus (brown spotted pit viper) is the source of this 3518-nucleotide messenger RNA. RefSeq names its product kelch like family member 12 (gene KLHL12). The record is from RefSeq and is a predicted model, not a curated record. Gene Ontology annotation, molecular function: protein binding. NCBI's taxonomy places the organism in Eukaryota, Metazoa, Chordata, Lepidosauria, Squamata, Viperidae. The coding region runs from base 266 to 1960 and encodes 564 amino acids. The transcript has 12 exons.